UUCAUAUCGCGCAGGACGAUCGAAGAGGCUCGCUUAUGGCGAAUACCUCUUGUUGCCAUGUUGCAGCGUGAUACGCAGUGACAUCGGUACAACGCCACAUCUCGCAGUAAGCGCGAUACGCGACGCGUGCAAUUCGGUGCCGGCGACCCCCCACCGUGGAACAUCGAGCGAGCCCGAAAGCCGCUCUGUGGUCGAAGAGACCCGCGAAACCGGCAAAGUUUCUGCAAUACUCAUCGGGGUGCAGCAGCGCAGGCUGGUAGCGCUCCUGUCGGCGCUAGUCUUCAGUCUGCCAGCGUACUACACGAGCAAGACGCUUUUCGAAUCUUCGUCUGGCGUCGGUGAAAGCACAGUGGCGCCUACGAGACCAGUAGUCGGGAUACCGACAGUCGCUGUAGCACCAAUGGCAAGACAAGCUGCACCACCGGGGCCACCAGCCACCGAGUGGGCGGAGCCACAGCUGUACAGGUGGAUGCCGACGUGCGAAACGGCUGCAUGUAAAAUUCAGGCGAAGUGGCUCGUUCCAAUGAUCAGCAAGCAGGCGAAUCCAUGCUGGGAGACCAAUGCUUUUUUCUGCAGCCACACACCAUUGCCCCGUGCCAAGAAGUCACGCAUUCAGCAGGCUAAACACCGUGGUAGAGCUGUCGCAACGUUGCCUGAGAGCCCCUACCUUGACGUGAAACACAACAUCUUGCGGUUGGCGCCACUUCAGGCAAGGGCUCCCCCAAGCGCCCAGCAACUGCAAGAUGCCUGCCUCAUCUACGCAUCGCAGCGGGUCGACGACGCGGAGAGCGUGCGCAUGUUCAUGAGUCAAUUCAAUCUCGACCUCACUUCGAUGCAAGAUGACAGUGACGAGGAUGUGCUCGGAAGAAUCAUUGAGCUCUCCCUGCAGUACGGUCUGGGCGCCUUGAUCCACAUGCGACCCUUGUUCAACCUCAUCGAGGACCCGGCGAAGCCUUUCAAGUUGAUGGUGGCCGUUGCGAGUUUUGAUAUAGAGAUGCUGUCUAACUGGAGCCACAUAGCCGCAGAUAAAUGGAAACCUGUCUACACAUCGUGCCUCGGAGAUUACGGACCGCAAGAAGGCACGCCGGAACAUGCCCAACUCGUGCAAGAUUUGAUGGCUGCUGACAAAGAAGCUUCUGAAGUGUACCUUAGCGUCGUCGAUCCAACUGGAAUGAAUUGGUGGCAAUCCUUUAUCAGCCUAUGGAACCUUGAGGAAAUUUCUGCGGUGAGCGGGAUACCGGCAGAAACCUGGCUGGCAGGCAUCCGGAAACACGCGCUCGUCGAAUACGACGCUUCGGACGGAAUCGCAACCGGGACCUCGCACCUGCUUGUCGCUGGUUUCGUGCUGCGCCCGGAGAAGCGGUUCGCGAUGCGGAAGCUCAUCGCCUGGCACCUGCUGCGCUCCCUCGUCGCCCCCAAGGAUCUCUGCCUCAACGCCUACAACGCGGCGAUCGCCAGUCGCAGCAGCAACAAUAGCCCACGAGUCGUGACCUCGGACACUGUUUGUAAAGAGAUGCUCAAUUUCACUGGGAAUAUCGAAGGACAUGCCAUUUACCUACUUGAAGGUGGCGACGCUGUUCCCACGGAGCGGUUGCUGAAGGUCACGCUGAUGAUGGCGCGGAUACAGCGCACGAUGGCCCUCACUGCACUGGGAGCAGCGCGGGUACGCACCACCGACGAAGACACUUCCUUCCCAAGUGUGUCGUUUCCCAAAGCAACCGUUGGCUCGACCGCCUCUGGAGUGCUCCCAAACUUGUUUGCCCGCAUGGAUGAGCUUCCCGGGGGCUUCGUCGCCGAUUGGCUGCGGAGGAAACGCGCGUGGCACGGGCUGCCGCCGCUCUUGCAGGGUCACCUGGACACCCUGUCCAGGGCGGCCGCGGACUUCAAGGAAGUUCUGAAGUACUUCGAGCCGCCGUAUUACUACGAAGACGGACUGGCUUCUUAUAACUACGCUGUUCUGGGACAGCUGAUUGCCUACGCCGUUGCAAACUUCGGCCAGCGCUUCAGGAGCGAGGGCAAAAUUUGGAACGAUUACUGGAAUCGGUGGAACACACUGGACUACAACAGUGUUUACUGCGUCUACGCCUCAACGGACAAGAGCUACACAAAACAGCCGCAGAAGAUCGCUGACGAGAGCUUCGAUGGAUACUUCAGUGGGCGAAACUACAUUCGCCAUAUACGUGCGACGCGUUUAGCUCACCUGGCCUUCAGGCGCGUUCCUUUCGCUCAACAGCAAGUGCUGCCGGGGAUCAGGCUGUCGCCUACGCAGCUGUUUCAGGCCGCGUACUGCGCCUUUAGCUGCACACGCCGCGUGGAGGGGAAUGCGACGCUGUACCCUGAGAACAUGGCCUGCAUGGUGAUAUUACUGCACUCAAGAGGCUUGGUGAACGCCUCGUGCGAGAGCACCCAGUACCGAGCUAAUCAGCCCUGCUACUACGUAUAAGCGCCUGUAUUGUUUUUAUGUGUUGCUUUUAUCGGGGGGAGGGGGGUGUUGCGUGUAUUCGAUAAAGUCAUUCAGUGCUGCAGCAAGACUGUUAAGUUUUAUCAACAAAAAAAACAGUUCAGUGCCUAUUUAUCGGCAAUUGCUAGAGAAAGGCGCUAGUGUUACGUCGCAUGCCCUUGAACUUCCUAAUCCACGAUUUAAACCGCAUUCACAACAUUGCAAAGGGUUCUUCAGGAGCGCACUGGGCACACGUCAUGCUUCUUCGAGGAGCGAAGUUAAACUGACAGUGGACCACAGCAAGCCUUGGUAAGGUGCAUUAUAUACAUAUAUAAUCAGCAUACUUUAUCUCUACUGCAGGACGAAUGACUGUCUCAGCGGUAUCCAAUUAUCCUUGUCUUGGGAUAGCUCGUGCCAACUUGCUCCUGCAAUUUCCUCAACUCAUCAUCCACUUAAUUUUCUGCCGUCCUCGACUGCACUUGUCUACCUUUGGCACCCAUUCCGCAACUCUAAUUGUCCACCGCUUAUCUGGCCCACGUGUUAUUAAAUGGCAUGCCCAGCUCAAUUUUUCAUAGCGCAGCUCUUAAGCGCCCGCUCCUGCGUCGGCGUAACCGAGCGAACGAGCACAGCCAAGGAUGAAAGAGC
Dermacentor albipictus is the source of this 3085-nucleotide messenger RNA. RefSeq lists its product as uncharacterized. Gene Ontology annotation, molecular function: metalloendopeptidase activity. Gene Ontology annotation, biological process: proteolysis. Lineage: Eukaryota; Metazoa; Arthropoda; Arachnida; Ixodida; Ixodidae. The record is from RefSeq and is a predicted model, not a curated record.